AUGAGCAUAAUUUGCCCAAAGGCCUUCGACCGCUUCAACGACUACGUCCGGGGGCCUUUGCAGACUGUAUUUGUGGAGAGUAUCGGACAUGAGGCCCAUGUGCCAUACCACCUGUGUGUGGUUGCGUUCUUGCCUAUGAAUUUCUAUUCGCUGGUGAACACUCUGGGUUGUGACAGCGGUCCUUGCGAAACCUCAGCCCGGAGCGAAGGUUUUGCGUCAGUGGAGUGGUAUUUGGGGGCACAGGCAUUUGCAUGGUUGCUAUGCCUGCUCCUUACCUUUCCGCUCACCCACCCCGUUCUCUUAAGGUGUAUCCGGCUCGUCAUGUCCUACAGUGAUGGCUACCUGCAGACGGUUCUGGCAGUACUUUGCUGUCCCAUCGCCUAUGCUUACUCCUACAUCUGUG
Symbiodinium pilosum is the source of this 403-nucleotide messenger RNA. NCBI's taxonomy places the organism in Eukaryota, Dinophyceae, Suessiales, Symbiodiniaceae. The record is from the annotation of a GenBank genome assembly.